AUGAGUGAUCCAUCGAAAUUCUUAUCAGGUAUCAGGGGCGAGCGUGUUGUUGUGAAGUUGCAUUCAGGAAUAGAAUAUAAAGGCCGUUUGCAAAGCAUUGACAGCUUCAUGAACAUUGUGUUGCACGAUUCAAGCGAACAUAUCAACAAUAAUUUGACUCAUAAAUAUAACGACAUGUUCAUUAGAGGUAAUAAUGUCUUAUACAUAAGUGCUGAUUGA
This is a messenger RNA of Saccharomycopsis crataegensis, 219 nucleotides long. It is a transcript of the gene LSM6, whose product is annotated as U4/U6-U5 snRNP complex subunit LSM6. Bases 1 to 219 code for a protein of 72 amino acids. The transcript has 2 exons. Gene Ontology annotation, molecular function: RNA binding. The record is from RefSeq and is a predicted model, not a curated record. Gene Ontology annotation, cellular component: P-body; sno(s)RNA-containing ribonucleoprotein complex; nucleolus. Gene Ontology annotation, biological process: mRNA splicing, via spliceosome; maturation of SSU-rRNA. NCBI's taxonomy places the organism in Eukaryota, Fungi, Ascomycota, Saccharomycetes, Ascoideales, Saccharomycopsidaceae.